GUUGUGGUUGAAACAGUGGCAAUUGUGGUUACUGUAAAUUGGCUAGGUCAUCCACAAAACUCUGAGUUAAACUUAUACUUUGACCACACGUAAGUGACAAAUUUAUUAUCUCAUUUCAUUUUAUUUGUCUGUUAUUCGAAUAUUUAUUUUUUAAUUAAUUGACCCAUGUAUUUUAUAUUUAAAUUUAAAUUUAAUUUGACUUGAAGCUAUUUAUAUUUUCAUGAUGACACCUUAAAAAUAAAAAAAGUCACUAGAAGAAAGUUAUCAUAUCAUAUUUUAUCAAGUCUGAGUUUCUAAUCUUGUUUGACAUAAAAAUUUCGUGGAUGACAGCUAUUAUUAUUAUUAUAUGAAAAUACUAAUGAUCAUUCAAUGUGUAAUCAUUUAAAGAAGUUAAUUUAUUUUAUUAAAAUCGACAAGAUAGUUAUUUGCAGUGUUAACUGAUGAAUGAGAUAUUUGUGAGAGAGAGAGAGAGAGAGAGAGAUUGAAGCAACAAGUGUCUCAAACCAAUUGGAAAUUUAUACAAAGUGUCAAUUUAAUAAAUAAAUAAAAAUGACUGAAGAUUAUGUACUGAAUGGACCACCUGGAUUCAAUUUACCAAAUAUAUCUUUGGGACAAUUUAUUCUUGAUAAACUUGUGAAAAAUCCACUGUCAAUUGUUCAGGUAAAUGCUAAAACUGGUGAAAUUUUAACAAGUCAUGAUUUGCUAAAAAAAAGUGUUAGACUUGCUGUAUCAUUGGAUGAACGAUACCACUGCAAACCAGGUGAUACAAUUGCAAUAUCAAGUGAGAAUAAUUGUGAUUUUUUUAUUGCCGUGUGUGCUGGUUUAUUUAGAGGUGCUUGCAUUGCACCAAUAAAUUCAUCUUAUUUAAAAGAUGAAAUUCAUCACUGUCUCAAUAUAUCCAAACCAAAAAUAAUUUUUGUAUCUCAAAAAACAUCAAAGCUAAUUCACGAUGUCAUUAAAAAUUCAAGUUGGAAUAUUGAAAUAAUACAAUUUGAGCUGGGUACAAUUGAAUCAAAUGAAUCAAUAAUGAUGAAUGAUAUUAUUGGUGGAUCAAAAAUAUGGCCAGAUGAAUUUUUUUAUAGAGCAGAAAUAAUAGAUAAUCCAUGUGAUAUUGAAGCUGUAAUUUUAUGUUCAUCUGGUACAACUGGUUUGCCAAAAGGUGUCAUGCUUUCACACAAAAAUAUGCUUGCAAUAAUUUAUGCAAUGGAAUCUCCACAAUUUUUUAGAGAUUUAAAAAAUGGAACAGUUUUAUUGACUAUACCAUUUUUCCAUGGCUAUGGUUUGGCAACAAUGUUAUCAAUAAUAUCACGUGGUUUAACUGUUGUAUUUAUGUCGUCAUUUGAUCCACAAUUAUUUUGUCAAACAAUACAAAAAUAUCGUAUUAAUUCAAUUCCAUUGGUUCCACCAAUAAUGUCGUUUCUAGCAAAACAUCCAAUGAUUUCACAAUUUGAUUUUAGCAGUGUCAAAGAAAUUACAUGUGGAGCUGCAUCACUUUCACGCGAGAUUUUGAUUGCUGUUAAAAAACGUUUUAAUAAUAAUAUUGUCAUUAGACAAGGAUACGGUAUGACUGAAUUAUCAGUUGCAGUAUCAAUAACACCACCUGAUUCAGCUGAAUUCAAGCCAGAUUCAGUUGGAUUAUUAACACCUGGAACACAGUGUAAAGUCAUUGAUCCAUCUACAUCAGUAUCACUUGGUCCAAAUAAAAUUGGUGAACUUUGUUUCAAGGGUGAUCAUGUUAUGAUUGGUUAUAAGGAUAAUUAUCAAGCAACAAAUGAUACUAUUGAUGAAAAUAAGUGGCUUCAUACUGGUGAUCUUGGUUAUUAUGACAAUGAAAAAUAUUUAUAUAUCGUUGGACGUAUCAAAGAGCUCAUUAAAUAUAAUGGUUUUCAAAUAUCACCAGCUGAAAUUGAAAAUUAUCUUUUAAAACAUUCGUCGGUUAUUGAUGCUGCUGUUGUUGGUAAAAAUGAUGAAACAUGUGGACAAUUGCCAGUUGCAUUUGUUGUUAAAAAACAUAAUUCAACAGUAACCCCUGAUGAAUUACGUGCAUAUAUUGAUGAACGUGUAUCAUCACCAAAACGAUUAAGAGGUGGAGUUGUAUUUGUCAAUGAAAUACCAAAAAAUCCAUCUGGUAAAAUUUUAAGAAAAAAACUUGAAAAAUUAUUACAAUCUAAAUUGUAAUAUCAACUUUUUUUUAUACUACUUUGAAUAAAUUGUAUAAUAGUAUAAAUAAAUAAAUAAAAUAAUAUAAUUUAAUUAAUUC
Messenger RNA from Aphidius gifuensis, 2260 nucleotides. RefSeq names its product 4-coumarate--CoA ligase 1. NCBI's taxonomy places the organism in Eukaryota, Metazoa, Arthropoda, Insecta, Hymenoptera, Braconidae. Bases 550 to 2178 code for a protein of 542 amino acids. Gene Ontology annotation, molecular function: long-chain fatty acid-CoA ligase activity. The record is from RefSeq and is a predicted model, not a curated record. The transcript has 7 exons. Gene Ontology annotation, biological process: long-chain fatty acid metabolic process; fatty-acyl-CoA biosynthetic process.